Molecule: messenger RNA, 613 nt
Organism: Coniophora puteana RWD-64-598 SS2
Lineage: Eukaryota; Fungi; Basidiomycota; Agaricomycetes; Boletales; Coniophoraceae
Exons: 2
Coding region: 1-558 (185 amino acids)
Source: RefSeq, a predicted model, not a curated record
AUGUUUACCUUGCCUUCGGGCUCAAAGGUUCCUGAAGGAUUCAACGACGAGUAUCCCAUAGUGCUCGAAGGCACAUCAGUGUAUGAUUUUAGGCAACUCCUGCGGGCCAUGUUCUGCCGGCCGGAUAUUCCAGGCAUACUUUCGUGUGCACCGCCACCUACCACCUUCCGAGAGUGGACCUCCGUCCUCAGACUCACACACCGCUGGGAGAUGUCCGCCCUACACCUGCACGCGCGCAAGAGCAUCGCGAAGCUCGACGGCGUGGACGCGGUCAACAGGCUCUCCCUCGCGCUCACGUACGACAUCGAGGACUGGAUCCACCCGGCCCUCGCGGACAUCAUCCGGCGGGAGGAGCCGCUCGCGCGGCGGCACGUCGACGUGCUCGGUGUGGACAUGGUGCUCAAGCUCGCGCGGGCGCGCGAGCAUGUGGCGGGGUACUUUGGGAGCUGCGCCAAGGCUCCGCCGAAUCACCACUUCUUUCGGCUUGUGUCGGAGGUGUUUCCGGAGUAUUUCUUCGAAAGCACACGGCAGAAGAUUAUCGAUCAUGCUAUAGUGUAACUUCUGGAUUGUGGUUUGUUUCUGUGAAAGGUCGGCGAAUGCGCCGCGGUGUGCC